UUCAAAGAAGCCCCGCGACUUGAGUCCGUGGUAGUGGUAUCUAACUGGUACUGCAACUUCCCUUCUCGUUCAUCCGGCUCAAAUUCGUAAAAAAUGUCUUCCCAUCAAUCCCCAAUCAACACGAAGAUACAAUGUGAUAUGUCAGUUCGUCAAGUUACCUCUGCGUGUCCUCUAGCUCCAGGCUUGACGAAGGGCCAAUCAAAUGAUAUGGCCCCAAGGUUUUGCCCAAGAUCAAACCAAGGCAGAAUUCAAGUGUAUCAAAAGGCUGGCUGCCAGGACGCCCGAAUAAUUGCAGCGUCGAGCUCAUCAGAAGCCGGCUCACAGGACGCAAGCAACACAGUUCAAAAAAAACCAAGAAUCGUAUGCGGCGAUUAUCCGACGGCCUGUUCUCCAGUGCCUUCAAUAGUAUCUCUUCCAUUAACCUUGAGUGAUUGUGAGAGCGAUGAUGACGAUGGGUCCAACACGGAGCAUGUUCCUCACCGGCCGGCGAUCCCCCCAGCGAAACUCUCAUUUCCUAAACAGCCGACCGGACGCGUUGAAUUUCCUAAUCAGCCCUCAAGAAUUUUUGAUUCACAAACUGAUCAAAUGGAACAGAGUGCAUACUUGCCGCGGGCCACGAAGCUGGACAGUUGCACUUCGACUCAGGCUACUGUCACGACUGAUACGCCGCUCGAAGAAAUGUACGGGAAAGAAUUAACUUCUUACCCCCAGCAAACUGUCAUUGAAGAAGAAAUGAAAGCGAGUCUACUCUCGUUAUUGAGUAUCGAAUCCUUCACCUACAUGCUGUCCAAACCCAAGACUCGUAAUGUCUUUCGAGACUGGUUGGUCAUCCAAGGAGGGGUGGAAAAGCUAGACCGAUGGACUGAAGAGUCUCGGAUCAAUCAACUGCACAUAGAGGCUCAAGAAAACGCCAAGAAAGUAUUACAUCAUUACCACGAGUCCGAUGGGAAACGUAGUACGCGAACUAGUCUAAUUGCCAGGCUCGACGGUGAAGCUAUCAAGGAAACCGUAAACCUGGCGCAUUCAUCACAGGUAUUGGUUGCUAGUCGCCAAUACCUGCUUGAGUCUUUGUAUAAUGAUACUUUCAAGCAAUUCAUAACCAGCAAGCUCCUUGAGAUAACCAAGAUGAAAUUAUGCAGCGGAGUAGAUGAAGAAACUUGUCAAGGGCUAGGCGAUUCAUUUUGUGUGACCAACCCACGUCUUAGAGACAACCCAGUGGUCAUGGUUUCACCCAGCUUCAGCGCAACGACAGGCCACGAUAGACACUUGAUUAUUGGCAAGAAUUGUCGCUUUCUACAGGGACCAGGGACCAGUCCGCAAUCAAUCCAACGUCUUCGACAAGCCUUAAAGCAGGGACUUCCUUCCGUGGAGCUUCUUCUGAACUACAAAGCUGAUGGGACACCAUUUUACUGCCUCUUGAGCAUCAUUCCGUUGUUUGAUGAAAAGGGCUUUCUUAGCUAUUACAUAGGAGGACAAAUUAACGUCACCGACGAGUUGCGCAACAAUCAACUGAUGGCCCUGAUCUCGCAGACCAACGCUCCUCCUGAAAAAAUAACCUCAGCGGAUUUUGAGCUUCCGGCGGGCGCACCGGCUAACCAUGCCAAAUUUGAAAAACUUGCUGCUAUUAACCCUAGACUUUUGGAUAAGCUAUCCAGCAGCAAUGACACUCAUGACAGCAAGGACACCCUUGGCUCGAAACCAAAAAGCUCCACAAGUUUUCCAUUCAAUUGGUUUAGUUCAAAGAUCAAACAAGAAAAAAUCAUGCAGGACAUUGAAUUCACAAAGCCUGAUGAUAGAAGUGAAUUUAAUGGUUCUACCUUGCACGAGAGUAUCUCGGCUUUCCAAUCCACGUAUUCACGGCUCAUAUUGUUCAAGAAGGCUUCUCGCUCCAUCGUUUUUAUUACACCCGAAGCGCUGGACUUUUUAGGUUAG
Puccinia graminis f. sp. tritici CRL 75-36-700-3 is the source of this 1932-nucleotide messenger RNA. RefSeq lists its product as uncharacterized. NCBI's taxonomy places the organism in Eukaryota, Fungi, Basidiomycota, Pucciniomycetes, Pucciniales, Pucciniaceae. The coding region runs from base 94 to 1932 and encodes 612 amino acids. The transcript has 14 exons. Gene Ontology annotation, cellular component: nucleus. The record is from RefSeq and is a predicted model, not a curated record.